AUGAUCAAACCUGGCAAGUAUUCAGCCCUUAAGAUAUUCAGUUCGAAUGUAAUUAAUUUAUUUGCUAAAGAAAACGAAGACCAAGAAGACGAAGAAGAACAAAAACAAGAACAAGAAGAACAAGAGGGUGAAGACGAAGAAGAAGAAGAUUAUUUUGAAGAGGUAAGAUGCACUGGCCUGGAUGAGUGAAUUCUACUUUGCUUACGUCACACAUUAGCUUGCUAAACACAACGUUAAUUACACCAUGCAUCUUGACACCUCCAUGUGCAUAUUUUUUUUAAAAAAAUAGUUUUUAUAAUUGCGGGGCAAAAAGUAGAAAAAGUUUGUCAACUCUUAGGACACAAUAUCAAAAUAUUUUUUCCCAAAUGAAAAAGACAAAACAUGAUAUACAUUUACUGUGAAAAAGACUCAAUAGUUGUAUAUGGCCAUUAGUUUGACCAUGGCAAUGCAGGGAAUUCUUUAUCUUUAAUUUGCAAACAUUUUAAGGGCCAGUUAUUUAAACGGAGUUUAGCCAGUGUUUAAUAAAACCCCGCUCUAUUAGCCAUUUUCAGUUUGCCGAACGCUAUAACGUAAACACUGUUCAUUCGUAACAGUUUCAUGAAAGCAUAUCGCGUAGACCGAAAAAGGGCAUUUGUCUUUUUAAAAUGACCCACUAAGGAAGAGCCUGAAGGUCGAAAGAUUUCCUAAACCUCGGUCUAAGUUACACUUCGAAGUUAGACUUCGUUGGUCUAAAAGCCGAGUUAGACUUCGUUUAGGGUCGGUUAUUAAAACGAAUUCUAGACCGCGGUUUAGGAAAUCUUUGGAUCUCCAUAUCCCUUCCUUUAUACUGAGGUUAUUUUAAAAAGAGAAAUGCUUGUCUAAUCUACGCCAUAUGCUUUCAUGAAACUGUUCACGAUAUAUGGUGUUUACAUUAAAACGUUCGGCAAACUGAAAAUGGCUUAGAACGCGGUUUUUGUUAAACACUGGCUUAACUCCGCUGAUAAUAAUAAUAAUAACAACAACAACAAUAAUAAUAAUAAUAAUAAUAAUAAUAAUAAUUUGCACUACUUGCAAAAUAAGACAUCAUUUAAAUCCUCGAAAUAUAUUUCGCUCUUUCGAAAAUUUUAAACUUCUAGAGCAUUUUAAUUUUUACAUUUUACAUUUCCUAUACGUGCGUCGAAUAUGGUAAAGACGUGAUGUCUUAUUUUGCAAGUAGUUCAAGUUAUUCGAACACAUUCCUCGUUUCGGCAUUUACAACUUCCCAAAAAUAAUGAUAAUGCCUUUAUUUAACGAGGGUAAUCAUGUUGUUCUCGAGUCUACCUUGCACAUAUCUAACGGGACACUGUUCCAUAAACACUGUUCGCUUAAAAACAGGCCUGUCGUCUCGAUGGCGUUUCGGUGGCUUUUAGCAUGAGUAAUCACUUUUCCGUAAGAACUUCAGUCUAGUGUAAAAAUGGAAAAAAACGCAGCAGUGAGAGCGUCGUUAAAAAUUUAUGAUUCAUCUAACAGCAAACUAAAAACUAAUUAAAAUUGAAAAAUUGAAAAGAGGCAAAACUUCAGUGUUAAUAUGCGCAACACGGUUAUAACAGUUUGAGCUUAGCAAGGUAGGGCAAAGCCUACGAUCAGUCUCUUGAUUUCCAGAUGGCUUUUAACACCAAUUUUAAGCACUAAAGGCUUAGUUAUAUUUAUGCUGAGAUGGUUUUUUUAAAAAUUUAUGAUUCAUCUAACAGCACGGUCCGUAAAACUUAUUAAAAUGGCAAAAUUGAAUGGAGACAAAAAAAUGACUAAAAAAUAUGUCUGUAGGUGGACAGUAUAGCUGACAUUUUUAAAACCAUUUUACAGGAGGUACAUGCUUUAACUAAUUACAAUUUAUAGAGGUAUUGGCCUGCGAAGCUUCGCUAAAAACUGUUAUGAAUAUACACUUAAACCAUGGUUUUCCAAGACAGAAUUCUAUUGAAAACUGAUCUCUUUUUUCGAGUUUCACUGACAAUAGCUGACGUUUUUAAAAUCAUUUUGUGUCCCUUGCAUUAAUUAUUUACGAUCACUUAAUUAGGUACUGGUUUGAGAAGCUUCUUAUCACACUGCUCUCUAUUUAUAUACACUUUUCUUUUCUUAAAACGCUCGAAAAUUAACAUAAAAUAAUAAAAUAAAAAAGUCAAAACAUGAUAUAUCUUUACUGUUAUUAAUUUUUAACUAUAAUACCUGGAAUGUGUAAAAGACUUCAGUGGUAAUAUUAAUACAAGCUGUACGUUUAGAGUUUGAGUAUGGCAAGGAGGAGAAGAUUAAGGCUAUGUUCACACUAUAUACCGUACAGCUUUUCGUGCCGCCUCGAAAUCUGUUCUGAACACUUAUCCGAUAUGUGACUCUCCACUUCAGAGAUCGGCGCGGCGCAGCUUCGCUCACAGAAAUCACGCAGCCAAAACUGUUCUUUUGUGUGAACAGAAGGCCUACCAGUAGGGAACUUAGCUUUCGUCUUUACAGAUUGCAAAUUUAAUAAGUUUAUGUAAUCAAAUUCCAUGCCUUCCGCGUUUCGUUUCAGGUUAUUUGAUGUAAAGCUCCUCGCACCAUGAAGCCUUGCAUGUUUCAGAAACUACUGGCUCUUAUUUCAUUGCUCCGCAUUGUAUCCUGGGAACCUCUUGGAGAAGCCGCUGGUCAAUGUAAUUCCGGAGGUUCAGAUUAUGGUAAAGCGCUCACAGGUCACACAUUUAAGAAAUUCAAGGUAAACCGCCCUUCUGAUUGCGUCAUAAGAUGUGAGAAUGAACCAGGAUGUCAGAGCUACAACUACAAGCUGGAGGAAAAAAUCUGUGAACUAAAUAGCAGAUCCAAGGAGACGAGACCUAUGAACUACAGAGUCAGAGCUACAACUACAAGCUGGAGGAAAAAAUCUGUGAACUAAAUAGCAGAUCCAAGGAGACGAGACCUAUGAACUACAUAACUGACUUGACUCGAAUUUAUAUGACUGUUAAAUUCAUUGAAGGUAUGUUUUCACGCACGCCUACUUCAAUUCGCUUAGUUUAUGAAAACUAAACAGAUCAGAAAGAAAUAGAGGAUAUUACAUGGCCGCUUGGAGAUACGAAAUUUCUCUUCAAGUGUUGAAAAAUAUUUUUUUCAACACGAGAAGAGAAAUUUCGUAUCUCCAAGCAGCCAUGUAAUGUUAUAUUUAUUAUAUAAACACCAAUGAAAUACCAAACCAUUUCACUUUCAUAUUUUUUGGUGUGAAAUACGCGAUUUAUUAUGUAGCCAUAGCAACGGUGAUAUUUUCACGUGUGAAGAUAUAGAGGAUAUUACAAGGUGGCGAGAAGAUAUGAAUUUUAUGUUCGAGUGGCAAGAACAAUAUCUCACGAUAUUGUUCUUGCCACGAGAACAUAAAAUUCAUAUCUUCGAGCCAACGUGUAAUGUUCUUUUUAUUAUAUGGAGAAGCCAAUUCAACAAAAGCAAAAGGCGGGAAUCGUGACGUCAUUGAACGAUACGACACUCACAAAGGUGACAUACGGAAAAUACGCCACUCGGUUCCCGGAUGAAGUGGCGUAUGGAAUCUACGAGUGGUUUAGUUCCCAGUAAAACACUCUCCUCCAUAUAAUAAAACAUGUUAUUUUCACUAGUGAAAAUAUCAAGUUUUCGCGCGAAAGCUCACCUGGUAUUUCAUUGGCGUUUAUAUAACAAACAGUUUUUCGUGGAUACGAAAGAGAAAUAGCUGUGAGCAUGCGGAAGGAAGUGCAAUACCGCCGACUUUGGUGGUGUGACCAUUACUCUCAGAUUUUCUGCCCUAUGACUCGGGACAAAUUGGCUUUGAAAUAAUAUUUAAAGUCUGUGACAAAGAAAGGCGGCAGUUUUUCAGAUAGUAGCCUAUUUGGAUGGGCUCAAGAUUGGGAUUUUAGAAGGCUCGGCAAAUUUAUUAUUUGGCCCCCGUUUUAAACCACUUUAGCCUUGAUAAUGUCUGUCGGUGCUAUUCUCAAUGACGGAGUUGAUAGUUUAGACUGAUUACAGUCUACUAUUUUUCCCCAAGAUCUUGGUAAAGAUCGAGCGCAGACAUCUUGGUUUCAAGAGUAUCAGAUCCACUUUUCUCCUUUGCUAUAAACGCCUACGCUCACCUUCUCGCUUCAACUGAAAUUAAGAUGACCGCUCGUUACAGUUCGAUCUUAGCGAUUUACUUGUAUAUGUGGCUACCAGAACUUGAUAACUUGUAAAUUGCGAUUAAUAGGUACGUGUAUACAGCAUUUACUCAUCUGCAUUUUUGUAGUGCCUAUUUGGGUAUACUUAAAUACAGUAUAUGCUCGGCCGAAAGUAGCGAAAUAGCCUGGGGUAAACUACAAUGUUAGCUGGAUCCGGCUAUGUAUACGGAACUAACAAGAAAAGCAAAGUGGAUGGUUCCAGGACUAAAUGUGCUUCCUAAUUCUCAGUCUCUCGUGUAUUUCAGUGCCACAAACUAAGGAAAUAGCAAGUAAAUAAAACCCACAUAAAGAAAUCAAAUCAAUCGUUAUACUGAAUAAGGUCUCUUCGUAUAUCGCAGAUAAAGAUGAAUCCUCUUCAAGUCAGUGGAACAUAUCUGAUGGUAGGUAG
Molecule: messenger RNA, 4539 nt
Organism: Porites evermanni
Lineage: Eukaryota; Metazoa; Cnidaria; Anthozoa; Scleractinia; Poritidae
Source: the annotation of a GenBank genome assembly